CAAGUCGGCUCGCACGUCAGUCUAUUUGCGCUGAGAUGGCAAAAGAUCAACAAGACCUUUUAAAAUUCAAGAUGGCGCUCCAACCGGAUAAGCGACAGAUGGAAUACGAGCAAACUUUGAUGCAUGGCCAAUAUUCGCGUGACCUAGGUCAGUUCGCGAAGGCCAAAGCAGCAAAGUUGCGAGAGGAGAAAGACAGACGGAGGCAGGUGGAAGAUGAUUUCUUGCGCUACACCAACGAGAGCAGAUGCCUCAGAUGUAAAUCCUCUCUGAUACAGUUCAGAAACUGGGUAUUCUCCAAGAUCGGAGAGGAUUGGAUAUUUCUGGCAUUGCUUGGAGUCAUCAUGGCGUUGCUCUCCUUCGCACUGGACUACACCAUUCAGAAGUUUCAAACAGCUCAAGUGCAUCUAUUCUACAUGAUAGAAGGGAAUGCUUUCCUGCAGUACUUAGCAUGGGUUGGUUUCCCUGUUGUUCUCAUUGUCUUCUCAGCUGGGUUUGUCCAUCUUGUUUCCCCGCACGCCAUAGGUUCUGGUAUACCUGAGAUGAAGACUAUUCUAAGGGGCGUGGUGCUGGAAGAGUACCUCUCGAUGCGAGCGUUCCUCUCUAAGGUGGUUGGUCUUGCCACGGCGGUGGGCAGUGGUAUGCCCUUGGGCAAAGAGGGUCCGUUUGUUCACAUUGCUAGUAUUGUAUCGACCAUGCUGAGUAAACUGAUCGUCUCAUUCAAAGGAAUCUAUGAGAAUGAAUCAAGAAACUGUGAGAUGCUUGCUGCAGCUUGUGCUGUGGGUGUGUCAUGUAACUUUGCGGCCCCUAUAGGGGGUGUCCUCUUCAGUAUAGAGGUAACGUCCGUCUACUUUGCCGUGCGGAAUUACUGGAGAGGUUUCUUUGGGGCUGUGUGCGGAGCGUUUGUUUUCAGGCUGCUGGCAGUCUGGAAUAAAGAUGAAGAAACUAUCACUGCUCUGUUCAAAACCAACUUCCGAUUGGAUUUCCCGUUUGAUGUCCAGGAACUGGUUGCAUUUGCUUUCAUAGGAGUUGUCAGUGGAUUUGGAGGAGCCCUAUUUGUAUAUCUGCACAGAAAAAUAGUGGAUUUUGUCAGAAGCCAAAAGACUGUCAAUCACUUUUUACAGAAAAACCGUUUGAUUUAUCCCACCUUGGUAGCUUUUGUGAUUUCAUCCAUCACUUUCCCUCUUGGACUAGGGCAGUUUAUGGCUGGCGAGUUGACCCAGAAGCAGCAGAUAAAUGAGCUCUUCAGUAACACAACCCUUGGCAACGAUCCUGAGGACAUCGAGGAGGAGAACAUCUAUAAACCCUGGCAUCGACCAAACGUCUUUGUCACCUUGGUGGUCUUCAUCAUCAUGGAGUUUUGGAUGUCAGCGAUAGCUGUGACGCUGCCUGUACCCAGUGGAGUGUUCAUACCGGUGUUCACCAUCGGAGCAGCGUUUGGACGUCUGGUGGGUGAGGCUAUGGCAGUGUGGUUCCCUGAAGGUAUCCCUAAUGGUGACACUCUUAACAAGGUGGUUCCUGGUGGCUAUGCUGUAGUAGGUGCUGCAGCAUUGUCAGGCAGUGUAACGCAUACCAUCUCAACAUCUGUCAUAGUGUUUGAACUCACAGGGCAAAUAACACAUAUUCUACCUGUCAUGAUUGCUGUGUUAAUUGCCAAUGCUAUAGCACAGCUGCUUCAACCAUCCAUCUAUGAUAGCAUCAUACGCAUCAAGAAACUCCCGUACUUACCUGAUAUUAGCCAUGCUGGAUCUAAGACAUACAACAUUUUUGUGGAAGACAUCAUGAUACGCAAUAUGAAAUUCAUAUCCUGGCUCUCCACCUACAAGGAACUUCAAGAUCUACUCAACAACUCAUCACUAACAUCCUUUCCUCUAGUAGAUGCCCCAGAAUCCAUGGUUCUCAUUGGCUCUGUUCAAAGAACAGAACUUGCCUUCAUGCUGGAGAAGAAGAUCGGUGGAGCCAGACGGAUCCUGGUUGCUACUACCAAGAGACGGAGAUCACAAGGUCAAGGUCUAGGUCUAGAUGGGAACCCGGAGGCCUCGGGAGAAGAGAAUGUCCCAGUAGUGGAGUUUCACAAAAAGCCAUCAUCAAAUGAGAGAGCUGUUAGUAUCAACCUCUCACCGGUUUCCGAAGAUAAACCUGAAACAUCCAAAGGAUUUGAGGGUGCAUCCUCAAAUAGUUCCCCCACAGCAUCCCUAGACUAUAAACGUGCAUCAGUGUUUGGCAGACAAAUUAGAUUGAAUUCACGGAAAUCUAUUGGAACCUUUGAGGACAUGACAGAAGAAGAGAAAGAUGAAUGGGAGGAUCAGGAGCUAAGAGAUGAAUUAGAUUUCAAAGAUUGUCAGAUUGAUCCAGCACCAUUCCAUUUGGUAGAAAGGACAUCCCUGCAUAAGGUACACUCUCUGUUCUCUCUUCUUGGUCUAAACCACGCCUACGUUACCACACUGGGUAGAUUGAUGGGCGUGGUCGCCCUGAAAGAGAUCCGUCGUGCCAUAGAAGACAACCAGUACAGGCAGCAUGAAGAGAUUCCCAUCCAACGAAACAACUCACCGGUAGAAAGCGUCCAGACUACUGUCACCUCAUCUCUAUCCAUACAGUGAAACAAUGCUGCUGCUAUGGGUUACGAUGAUAUUCCAUGACAGGGGCAGAGCCAGGAUUAUAGAAAUGGAAGAGGGGGAGGGGGGGGGGAAUUAUCUUGACAAUUAUUUUUGUCAGGAGAUUUCUAUUUAAUGUCACAACUCAGCAGAAGAUACCUCCAUACUACUGACACUGCAGGAGGGUGUUUCACAAAACUUGUCAUCAGUGACAAAUGACAGUUUUCUACUGAAAUACUUGCUUCUGUUUGGUAAUCAGCAGAUUUGUCACUGGUUUUAGUCAUUUGUCAUUGAAAUUUGUUUCUGAAACAGGUUCCAGCUUUAUUCACCCGGGGAGGAGACACUCCAAAGCAUUAUCUUGAUAUUGUAUUCCAGGGGCAGAUUAAGGGUUGUCUGAAGGGGGGGGGGGGGGGGGAUUUUCCUAAGAUAUUAAUUUUCUUAGGAUGCAGUAGGAUGUGGUGGUUAUCAGUGUAUAUUUAUUGUACAUAGAGAGCAGAGUGGCUUGGUUCAGUGAGCAUUCCAAAUAAGGGUGUCUGAUUACGGUAGUGCAAAAUGGAAAUGGGCAUUUAUUCACUU
Messenger RNA from Strongylocentrotus purpuratus (purple sea urchin), 3167 nucleotides. RefSeq names its product chloride channel protein 2 (gene clcn2). Gene Ontology annotation, molecular function: voltage-gated chloride channel activity. Gene Ontology annotation, cellular component: membrane. Gene Ontology annotation, biological process: transmembrane transport; chloride transport. NCBI's taxonomy places the organism in Eukaryota, Metazoa, Echinodermata, Echinoidea, Camarodonta, Strongylocentrotidae. The transcript is spliced from 24 exons. The record is from RefSeq and is a predicted model, not a curated record. Bases 36 to 2597 code for a protein of 853 amino acids.